CCGCGAGAGUCACUCUAAGCGAACAGACCGCCGUGGGUUGAGUUGGUUCAGUACACGAGAGGCAGGCCGAGAGUGCGAACGGGAGACUCGUGUCGCCGCGCCGAGCCGUGUGUGUCUGUGAGCCCGAGCCACGUUUCACUCCCUCGUUCGUUCGGACGGACCGUGUUGUUUUUUCACCCGCGUCAACCAUGUGCAUCGUGAAGAGAUAGACCGAGAUGAUGUUGCAAGGGCUGUCGAUCGCUACCAAGAUGUGGUUGGUGCUCAUUCUGCAUGUGGUGUGCGCCGCCGAGGCCAGACAUUACACCCAGCAGUGGUCUGUGCACAUCAGCGACGGAGACGCCGCCGACCAGAUCGCCCAAAAGCAUGGCUUCAUCAACAGAGGAAAGCUGUUCGACGACGUGUACAUUUUCGAGCACCCAGCCAUCACGAAGCGGUCGCUCUCGCCCAGCCAUGAGCACCACGCGCUGCUCACCAACGAACCGCAGGUGAUCCGGGCGCAGCAGCAGCGAGCCAAAUCGAGACAGAAACGUGACCUGCGACCCACAGUGCAGCUCAACGACUUCUACUGGAAGGAAAUGUGGUACCUGAAUCGCGGCAAGGGCUUGGACAUGAACGUGCAGCCCGCCUGGCAAGAUGGCAUCACUGGCAAAGGGGUGGUGGUGUCCAUCUUGGACGACGGAAUCGAGACAGACCACCCUGACCUCAUUAGAAAUUAUGACCCUCAAGCGAGCUACGACGUCAACAACCACGACGACGACCCCAUGCCGAGAUAUGACAUCCUGGACUCGAAUCGCCACGGGACCAGAUGCGCCGGCGAGGUGGCUGCCGUUGCAAACAACUCCAUGUGCUCCGUGGGGAUUGCCUUCGGGUCCAGCGUAGGAGGGGUGCGGAUGCUGGACGGCGACGUGACCGACGCCGUGGAGGCGCGCUCGCUCAGCCUCAACCCGCAGCACAUCGACAUCUACAGCGCCUCGUGGGGCCCUGACGACGACGGCAAAACCGUCGACGGGCCCGGAGAGCUCGCCAGACGUGCCUUCAUCGAGGGAGUGGCCAAGGGCCGCAGCGGCAAAGGUUCCAUUUUUGUGUGGGCGUCGGGCAACGGUGGCCGCGACCACGACAACUGCAACUGCGACGGCUACACCAACUCGAUCUGGACGUUGUCGAUCAGCAGCGCGACCGAAAACGGCCUGGUGCCGUGGUACUCGGAGGCGUGCAGCUCCACCCUGGCCACCACUUACAGCAGCGGGCUGGCCAACGAGCGGCAAAUCAUGACCACCGAUCUGCACCACCAGUGCACCACCAGCCACACGGGCACCUCGGCCUCGGCGCCGCUGGCCGCCGGCAUCUGCGCCCUGGCCCUCGAGGCCAACCGGAUGCUCACCUGGCGCGACAUGCAGCACAUCGUGGUGCGCACGGCUCGCUCUGAGAAUCUGCACGCCCCUGACUGGAAGACCAACGCUGUAGGCAGAAAUGUGAGCCACUCGUUUGGAUAUGGGUUAAUGGAUGCAGCGGCCAUGGUGAAAUUAGCAAAGAAGUGGGUGACAGUUCCGGAGCAGCAGCGCUGUGAAAUUAUUGCCAAGAACGCCGAGAAACUCAUCCCGGCCAAAAGUCAAGUGAAUAUCAAGCUGAGGGUCAGAGAGUGUCCCGGCGUCAAUUUCCUCGAGCAUGUGCAAGCGAAAAUCACGCUGACAACAAGCAGGAGGGGUGAUCUGCAAAUCCACCUCACUUCGCCCGGGGGCACGCGCUCAACCCUGCUGGACAGGCGGCGACUGGACGUGUCGCGGGCGGGCUUCAACCGGUGGCCCUUCAUGACGGUGCACAGCUGGGGUGAAACGCCCGUCGGCAUCUGGCAGCUCGAGAUCCACAACGAAGGCCGCUACUUAGGCCGCGCCGUUCUUCGCGAGUGGUCACUCGUGCUGCACGGCACCACCGACUCGCCCGACUCGACGUCCAAAAAGAAAAACCCUACCCUGACCCCCACGUCCCCAUCCUCUCCCAAGGUCAAGGUUGGCGGCGGUAACGUCGGCCAGCUGCAAAAGCAGCCGCGCAAAAAGGGCGGCAACCCCUCCAAGCAGGGGCGCAAGAGCACCAUCGUGCCGCCCAUGCCCUCCCUCCGACCCCGCACCACCCCCUACCCUCGGGCGUCCAGCGCCAAGCUGGGCCGCUUUCCUAGCACCACCCAGGCCCCCAGGCGCCAGGAAAUCAUUUACCCUGAGCUGGGCGGUCAGCAAUUUUCAGCCCACUCGCCCAACCUGACCUUUGGCAAACCCCUCUCCGCCCUUCUGUCCAAGUUCGUCUACCCCUCGUUCACGCGGCCCAAGGAAAGCAGACAAGGGCCCAAAAGCAGGCCACCUGAAAACAUUUACGCGGCCGCCCUCCGACCUGGCGGCGGCGGCGGUCUACCCACCAAAGGGCUCGACUUGCGUCAAGACCCACAGCAGAAAAACGCGCCAGCAGCCAACAAGGCAAACCUCUCAGCCUGGGAGCUGAGCCUGCACGGCACCUACGACCUUCCGGACGACGGCGGCCAGGGCCAUUUGCUGCACGACAGCCUGGAAGAAGAGCCGACUGAGAAGGAGGUCAAGCCGCUGGGCAACAACCUGAAAAACCGUGAGACACCGAGUCUGAAUGCAACGAGUCGGCCGACCAACUCGAGCCGCCUGCUGGUGACGGCCAAGCCGCGGCCUAUUGAGGAGGAGGCGCAGGUGGGGCCGGCGCGGCUGUCGCCCAACCUGACGAACAGUGCCGAAGGGUGCAUAAAUAGUGAAGCCAACAUGUGCUUAGAAUGCAUGGACACGUAUGUGGCGUACCAGGGCCAGUGUCUGCAAGAGUGUCCCAUGGACACGUUCAUCAGCCUGUCCAACAAAGGCAAACCAAACUGCCGAGAUUGUCACUACUCAUGUUCGCAGUGCAAAGGCCCUCUGAGCAGCCACUGCCUUGGUUGCCAUCCGGACGCCCGUCUUCGCCGGGACGGCACCUGCCUCCUGAUUGCCCUCGACCCGGUGGUCAACGAGGCGCGCUGGUACUACUGGCUGAUGAUAGCCUUUGUGGCCAACGUGGCCCUCAUCGGCGUGGCUGCUUUCAUCUUCAUCGCCGCCUGGUGGCAGAGCAGACACGUCAAGCACGAGUACGAGGGUCUGCAGCCCCCUCGGGAGUCCAUCCACACCGGCGUCUACCUCUCCAGCGACGAGGACUAAUUUUUUUGUAAUUAAAAAUUGCAGUACAAAUGUGAUCAAGCAAACUGUUAUUUUAAAAUUCCAAUAGGAGUUUUCCCAGGAAAAAAAAUAAUACUGGCUCAAAAAGUGGAUAUUAAUAAUUUUAAUUAAAAAAAGAAGAAAUGCAGAGAUUUCGAAAUGAUCAAUUUUUGUAAUCAAUUUUUAAAGAUGCAUAGCAACUUAUUGACUGAAAUUCAAAUACAACAAUUGUUACUUGCUCGACUGCCGCAGUGCCCUAGUCAGUCUGUGAUAAAUACCCAGCAGAAGAGUCGGCACUUCAAAGUUUGGCAUUUAAAAUUUUUGUAACUGAUUUCUAAGUUGCGAUGUGGGGUGGAUAAUGGGGUUUGGAAAUGGUGCAAACACACACAAAAGUGUUCCUUGGUAACGUGUGUAUAGAAUAUAUAUUUUGACAAUAAAAACAAGAUUACAAUGUAUAA
Messenger RNA from Neocloeon triangulifer, 3652 nucleotides. RefSeq names its product furin-like protease 1. Gene Ontology annotation, molecular function: serine-type endopeptidase activity. The transcript has 13 exons. Gene Ontology annotation, biological process: peptide hormone processing. Lineage: Eukaryota; Metazoa; Arthropoda; Insecta; Ephemeroptera; Baetidae. The coding region runs from base 216 to 3197 and encodes 993 amino acids. Gene Ontology annotation, cellular component: Golgi membrane; trans-Golgi network. The record is from RefSeq and is a predicted model, not a curated record.